AUGGAUUUUAAUGAUCCAAAAACAAUGAUUGAAAAACUUCGAGAUAUAAUGAUGGCAAAUUUAAUUGGAUUUGCUACGUUGCCACACUUAGCCAUACCGCACAUGAUUUCUAAUAAACGAGGAGAAUUCAAAUCAAUAAUAGAAUGUCGUGGGCGUAUCGCAGCAGUUAACUCAUAUUUCAUUUCAUUGAAUGAAGAAUUAGAAUAUCAAGAAUUAAAAAAUCAAAUCAAAAUUACUUUAUGUCAUUUAGGAUCAAUUGAUACAAUUACAAUGAGGAACCAUACUGAUAAAUAUUUCCCAAAAUGGUUGAUUGAUUAUGUAACUAUGAAUGCUGAAGAAACCGCAAAAAUCAUCUUACAAAGUGGAUUAAAUGGGCAAAAUGAAUUGGUAUCCUAG
Molecule: messenger RNA, 396 nt
Organism: Funneliformis geosporum
Lineage: Eukaryota; Fungi; Glomeromycota; Glomeromycetes; Glomerales; Glomeraceae
Source: the annotation of a GenBank genome assembly